AUGUUCACACGGUCCAAGUAUCCAACUGGUAAAUUGUGCAAUCAGUUGUUAGUUCACCUCAAUGGACAUCCAUCUUCACUUCGUUUCCUUCGGAGAUGGGAUGACGUUAGGCUGGAGAUAAGCAAUACAACCUUUUCUCGUGUUAAACACCCAUUGGAGGAAAAGGUUGAUGCUGUGAAACGAUAUCAGAAGCUUGACACGCAGCGAUACACGUGGAGGCGGCACAAGUAUCCUGCUGAGUUGGAUUUGGUACCAUUGUGUGCUGACCAGUCAAAUUAUUGCUUGGGCCCACAAUUAUUCAUUAUGACCCAGAAAGCUGAGCCUGUGCAUGCUAAGUAUAGCCCAAUUAGUUUUGGGCUUCUUCAUGAGAAUGAUGACAUGAGGAUUAGUUGUGGGAAUACUCUGAGCCCAUCACACUUGGCCCCAAUCAACGCUCUUUCAAAAUUGAUCAAUCAAUAUGCAAAGUUCUCUGGUCAGCGUGUGAAUUUUGGCAAGUCUUCCAUAUUGCUAAGUGUAAAUACGUCAUUGGAGUUGAAGCAGUACAUUCACAACACUCUCAAGAUCCCUUAUGAGUUUGGGGCUACAAAGUACUUGGGAAUGGAUCUUGGCUUUACCCAACCAAAGAAGAAGAUUUUUGAAUCGUUAAUUGGCAAGCUGCGUGUGAAAUUGACUGGACAUGAAAACCCCAUUCUCCAUGAUCCAACACUGGUGCAAAACGCAAAUCUAAGGGUGAUUGAUUUGAUUACGCCUACGGAUAGAGAUCUUCCACCUGUAGAGCCAGGAGAGAUAAAAGCUUGGAAAAGACUUUGGAGAGCAAUGGUGCUGCAGAAAUACAAGGUAUUAACCUUGCGAGUGCUUGCAAACGCGUUGCCUACUAAAAAGGCUUUACACAGGAGGGGUGUUCCGAUUGAGGGUCAAUCCUUCAAGGUGUGGUUUUUGGCAUGGAUACAAGAGGCGCCUCUGGAAGAAGAUCUAGUUCUCUCAUUGCACGUUCUAUGGCAAAUUUGGAUCGAUAGAAACCAACAGGUUUGGCAUGGUACCUCUCCGGAUUUAGCACUGUCCUGGAAGCUCACUCUACCAGAUCACCUCAACAGUCAGAAGCUCUUCUCUCGGAUGCAUCAUACAUGCUCUCCAGUGAUGGCUCAACAACAUACCAGCAUGAAUUUUGAAGCAGUAGUUGAUGUGGAUGGUUCGUAUCACCCUCAUAAUUACAAAGCUUCUGCAGCGUGGAAGAUAACAACUCUAGCAGGAGCCAUCUUGCAGCUCAAAGCUAGGCGGAUCAAGGCGCUCUCGCCAUUACAGGCGGAGAUAUUGACGUGCAUGCAUGCUCUAACAGAAACACAGAAUCUUGGGCUGCAGAGGAUUCUUGUCAGAACAGAUUGUAGCAUUCUGGCGAACAUGCAAGGUCAGGUCUCAACUCUCUCAAUGGAAGCUCAACAACCAGCAGAGGACUUAGAACGCUUAAGGUCUACUUUUGAGUUGUGUGUCAUUAGUAAAGUUAGGAGAGAUGUUUUAGUUGAUGUGCAUAAUCUUGCUUAUGCACUUACCAGUUGUAACAACGAACAAGUUUAA
This is a messenger RNA of Oldenlandia corymbosa var. corymbosa, 1572 nucleotides long. The record is from the annotation of a GenBank genome assembly. Lineage: Eukaryota; Viridiplantae; Streptophyta; Magnoliopsida; Gentianales; Rubiaceae.